Molecule: messenger RNA, 1902 nt
Organism: Diospyros lotus (date-plum)
Lineage: Eukaryota; Viridiplantae; Streptophyta; Magnoliopsida; Ericales; Ebenaceae
Product: dnaJ protein P58IPK homolog
Exons: 9
Coding region: 99-1535 (478 amino acids)
Cellular component (GO): endoplasmic reticulum lumen
Molecular function (GO): protein binding
Source: RefSeq, a predicted model, not a curated record
UUCCCUGCAAAAACAAGUUUAGUAAACAUCGACUCAUCGAGUUCUUCGGUCCCUCCAAACGAAGAAGAGAUUUGGAGAGAAAGAAACAGUGAGAGAAGAUGAAUCUGCUAGGGCUUGCGUCGCCCAUGGAUUUGGUAGCGUGGAGGGGACUCGUCUUCACAGCGUUCAUCCUCAACUUUGUCUUCGCCUGCCAGUUCCUCCUCCUCCAGCCACUCGUCUCUGCCCUAGAUGGGAAACCUGGUGAUGCUGCUGAGUUGUUUGAGAGAGUUACACAAAGUGUAAAGGUGAAACGAUAUAGUGAGGCUCUUGAUGAUCUAAAUGCUGCUAUAGAAGCAGAUCCAACACUUUCAGAAGCAUAUUGGCAUCGUGCAUCUAUACUUCGUCAGCAGUGCAGAUAUGAGGAGUCAGAGAAGAACUAUAGAAAGUUUCUUGAGAUGAAACCAGGAAAUUCUGUUGCAGAGAAGGAACUUUCUCAAUUAUUACAGGCUCAAACUGCACUUGAGACAGCCAUGACUCUCUUUGAUUCAGGCGACUUUAUAAAGCCAAUGGAUUACAUUGAUAAAGUCGUCCUUGUAUUUUCUCCUGCCUGUUCACAGGCUAAACUUCUUAAGGUGAAGCUUUUGUUAGCUGCUAAAGAUUAUUCAAGUGUCAUCUCUGAGACAGGAUAUAUUCUUAAAGAAGAUGAGAACAAUUUGGAGGCCUUAUUACUACGUGGUCGUGCAUACUAUUAUUUAGCUGAUCAUGAUGUUGCUUCAAGGCAUUUCCAGAAAGGUCUACGUUCAGACCCAGAGCAUACUGAGCUGAAGAAGGCAUACUUUGGAUUGAAAAAUUUGCUGAAGAAGACUAAAAGUGCAGAAGACAAUGCAAAUAAGGGCAAACUGCGUCUUGCAGUGGAGGACUAUAGAGCAGCCCUUGCACUGGAUCCAAAUCAUCUUGCACAUAAUGUACAGCUGCAUCUUGGUUUGUGUAACAUCUUGGUUAAGCUUGGUAGGGGAAAGGAUGCUGUAGAUAGUUGCACAGAAGCACUUAACAUCAAUGGGGAACUUGUUGAUGCUCUACAUCAGAGGGGUGAAGCAAAACUUCUGAUAGAAGAUUGGGAGGGAGCUGUUGCAGAUCUAAAAGCUGCAGCUGAAAAUUCACCUCAGGAUAUGAAUAUUCGAGAAACAUUGAUGAGGGCUGAGAAAUCUUUGAAAUUGAGCCAACGCAAGGAUUGGUAUAAGAUUUUAGGAAUUUCAAAGACUGCAUCAGUAUCAGAUAUUAAAAAGGCUUACAAGAGACUGGCUUUGCAGUGGCACCCUGAUAAGAAUGUUGACAACAGAGAAGAGGCAGAGGCCAAAUUCCGAGAAAUAGCCGCUGCAUAUGAGGUUCUUGGAGAUGAAGAAAAACGAACCAGAUACGACAGAGGGGAAGACAUUGAAGACAUGGGUAUGGGUGGUGGUGCUGGAUUUAACCCCUUCGGUGGUGGGGGGCAGCAGUUCACAUUUCACUUUGAAGGAGGGUUUCCUGGUGGUGGAUUUGGUGGAUUUCAUUUCUGAGCUUCGUCCUGUAGCUGAGUUCAGCAUUCGUAAUAUUCAGAAAGGUGGUCAAGAGGGCUGCUGUUUUCUAUAAUUGCAGGACACGCUUAUUUGACUCUAUAUGUCGGGUUCGUGGUGGUGAAACUGUUGCAGGCCAGAUUAUUGCUACAAGAAAGUCAUGACUAUUUGAAGAGGUUUUGCUGUGGAAUGAGAGAAUUCAUUGUAUACAACUCAUUUGAAAAUGGGAUUUAUCACCAUUCAACUUUUGUAAUAGGUUUUUCUGGACCCCAGUAGGCGUUGGGAUCGAAUUGAGUUAUACCAAAUUUUAUUUUGUGUCAAAUGAAAAGCUAUUUAGAAGAUUUCACAAUUAGCUAUUUCUUCUAUUGCC